GAGAGGGGGCAGGGAGAGACCCUCGGCCGGCGUGUGGUACGGAGUGCGCGCCCGGCUCCGCGCAGGCGCAGUGGCGCCCUACCGCCCCUUCCCAACCUGGGCCUGGCGGCGCGUGGAGGGGCGGGAGGUCGCAGGGACUAGAGGGCGUUGCCUCCCAGCCUGACGCCCAGUGGGCGUCGGUUCUCUCAGGGGUCUGAGGUGGGGGCCGGCGGAUGGCCGUGGCCGUGGCCCAGGUCUGGGCGGUGGGGCGCGGCCGCUUUGCGCCUGUGUCUCCGGGGUUACCUGUGUCUGGAGGUGAUUUGAAGGGCAGGGGGCGGAGAGGUUACGGCUCGCCCGCGGCCUCGUUCCGGAGCCUCCCUGUCCCCAGCCGACCUGCGGGCCGCGCUCUGCAGCCUGCGCAUCCUCCACCUGUAUAGCGGUCCCGUCAGGAAGGCCGGCCCGGGUGGACCGGCCCAGGGCCCUGCACCCGGGCAAGAUGGCCACGCCUCCGGCUGAGACGGCGCCUCUGGGACACCGUUGGGGACAGAGGUACCCACACUGCCCGCGUUCCCCGAAGACCGGCUUUCUUCACGGGCUCUACCAUUCCCACCCCUUUGGCCCCACUCCAUGACAACCACUUUUCCAUCUUCUCCCCUUCUUUGGUCUCCCCCACCCCCAUGCCCUCCUAUUCAGCCACUUCUCCAGGCUCCCCAGCUACCUCUCUCUCAGAUCCAGGCCCUCAGCUCACCGUGGGUGGUUAUCCCUCCAGAAAAGGGGGAGGAGGGACUGGGACCGGAAUUACAUGGGGGCUGCCUGGAUGGACUUAGAAGUCUAUUUGAGAGACCCCCCUGCCCCUAUCCUGGGGCUCUGAUACCCUUCCAAGCCCCUGGGACCUCCCACCCUUCUCCUGCCACCCCAUCAGGGGAUCCCAGUAUGGAAGAGCACCUGGCUGUCAUGUAUGAGAGACUGAGACAAGAGCUUCCCAACCUGUUCCUUCACUCCCAUGACUACACUCUAUACUCAUCAGAUGUGGAAUUCAUCAAUGAGAUCCUGAAUAUACGUACCAAAGGCCGGACAUUGUACAUUCUGUCACUGACCCUCUGCCGCUUCCUGGCCUGGAACUAUUUUGCACAACUUCAGUUAGAGGUUCUACAGCUGACCCGCCACUCCGAGAAUUGGACCCUGCAAGCCCGUUGGCGGCUUGUGGGGCUGCCCAUCCACAUGCUCUUUCUGCGUUUCUACAAGCGUGACAAGGAUGAGCUUUACCGGACCUAUGAUGCCUAUUCUACUUUCUACCUGAAUUCCAAUGGCCUCAUUUGUCGCCAUCGCCUAGACAAAUUGAUGCCUUCACACUCACCCCCAACGCCUGUGAAGAAGCUGCUAGUGGGAGCCCUGGUGGCCCUGGGGCUGUCGGAGCCAGAACCCAACUUGCACCUGUUUUCCAAAGCCUGAUCCAGGAAUGGAGAUGGAGACAGCACUUGAAGACUUUGUUAUGCACAAGAGACAGGGGUGGAGGUGGCAAGGAAUCUCAGUAGCCAGCUUCUUUUCCCGAUUCUCCUUCCUUCCUUUCCAUCUCAUGCUGUGUAAAGCUGCUGUGUAACUUAACUUGUAAAUAAUAAAGCUUAAAUGAAUAUAUGA
Molecule: messenger RNA, 1617 nt
Organism: Choloepus didactylus (southern two-toed sloth)
Lineage: Eukaryota; Metazoa; Chordata; Mammalia; Pilosa; Megalonychidae
Gene: C7H6orf136
Product: chromosome 7 C6orf136 homolog
Exons: 6
Coding region: 607-1431 (274 amino acids)
Source: RefSeq, a predicted model, not a curated record